This is a messenger RNA of Cyprinodon variegatus (sheepshead minnow), 2468 nucleotides long. Its product is annotated as tripartite motif-containing protein 35-like. The transcript has 6 exons. Lineage: Eukaryota; Metazoa; Chordata; Actinopteri; Cyprinodontiformes; Cyprinodontidae. Gene Ontology annotation, molecular function: zinc ion binding. The record is from RefSeq and is a predicted model, not a curated record. The coding region runs from base 222 to 1595 and encodes 457 amino acids.
GUCAGCAACAAACUUGAAUAUCUGGGUUCUGUACUUUUCUAAUAGGAGGAUAAUCCAUUAACUCGGGCAGUUGUAAGUGUAGCUGGUAAGUCGUGUGAGUUUUAUUUCAAAUAGUUUACUUUUAACUCUAAGAGCCUUGUUGAAGUGACUGAAGUGAAUGUAAAAGUAAAAGAUUCUGCCUGAGCAAAUCAACGAACUAAAGAAGAAAAGAAACGAAGAAAAUGGCUUCAAACAUCCCGCAGUCUGAGGCAGACUGCACCUGCCCUGUGUGCUGUGAUAUAUUUGAUGACCCUGUUUUGCUGCUGUGUGGUCACAGCUUCUGUCAGCAUUGUCUUAAGGAGUGGUGGAGAAAGAGCACACAGAGGACUUGUCCGGUUUGUAAAGAAAUAUUUCAGAUGUCUAAGCCACCAAGAAAUCUGGCUUUGAAAAACCUGUCUGAGUCCUUGAGACAGGAGAAGAACAAGCAGGCUGGGUCCAAGGAGUUUUGUUCCCUGCACGGUGAGAAGUUUAAAUUAUUCUGUCAGGAUCACCAACAACCCAUCUGUUUGGUUUGUCGGGAUGCAAAAGCACACAAAAAACACAACUGCAUUCCCAUUACUGAAGCAGCAGAGGAGUGCAGAGCUAAAUUCCAGCUCAAUUUGCUUAAUCUAAAAAGUAAGUGUGGAACUUUUGAGAGGAAAAAACAGCAGUGGGAUAAAAUGGCUAAUUACAUCCAGCUCCAGGCUCAGCGGACAGAGAAGGCCAUCAGAGGAGAGUUCGAGAAACUUUACCGGUUCUUACGAGCGGAGGAGGCUGAGCGGAUAGAUGCAUGUCGGAAAGAAGCAAAGGUUAAGAGUGACGCAAUGAACCUAAGGCUUGUAAACCUAAAUGAAGAGAUUUCUGACCUCAUGGAAAAAAUCAAAACCCUUGAAGAUGAGAUGAAAUUAGAUGACCUCUCGUUUAUGCUGAAUGUGAAAGCAACAAUACUAAGAUCUCUGUGUACACUGCCAGAACCAGAGACUCCAGCUGGAGCACUUAUUGAUGAGGCUAAACACAUAAGCAAUCUGCAGUAUUCAGUUUGGAAAAAAAUGGCAGAUAUCAUACUAUACACUCCUGUUACUCUGGAUCCCAACACCUGUAGCAGCCAUAUGACUGUAUUGGAUAACCUUACUAAACUGGUAGAAAAUUCUAAUUUUGACUCAAUUCCUGAUAAUCCUGAAAGGCUACACUGGGCAGACAUUCUUGGUGCUCAAGGUUUCAACUCUGGUAAACAUAGCUGGGAUGUGGAAGUGGAUGGUCAGUGGACUGUAGGUGUGGCUGCUAAAACCAAAUUUGCUGGUUAUCAAAAAUCAUGGGCAAUUUAUAUAUGCCCUUGUACCAAUGUCCUACGUAACCUUACUCUAGGGGAUUACAUCACAGAAAUCAAUGUAGAUCCAUAUCCUAAAAAAAUCAGGGUGUACUUUGAUUACAACAGAGGAAUAUCAUUUUUUGACCUUGAUCGAAAAAAGAUGGUGUAUGCCAUAGAAUACACUUUCACAGAAACAGUCUAUCCAUACUUUCGUGGAAAUGUUAAAAUUCUGCCAACUAAAUUAUCAGUCCGUAUAGAGCCUCGUUGAUCAUCAUUCUAGAAGCAUUUUAAAUCAAGCUUUCUGAAUUUUGACCUUCUUGACAAAACUUUCACUAACUUGUAUUUUGCUUUUUUUCUUUAUGGUAGUAAAUUAGCAUUGUUCUUAUUUUGUAUCAAGUUGACAAGCAGUCCAUGUUAUUAUGUUUACCUACUAAACAUGAUCUACAUGGGCUUGUUAAGGAAAAUCUCAGGAAUUCCAAUGAGUUUGCCAGGUGGAUUGAGGAAUUUUGAAAUGUGUGUCAAGAAUCCUGCCACUGUUAUUUUUGCCAAUGGCCAUAUUGCACUAUUGUAAUUUGUAAACUAUGAUUGCAUUAUAUGACUACAUAUUUUCACUGUAAAACAAUUACAUUUUUUUUCUGUGUAAACAAGGUAAGAUAGGAAAUGUAUUCAACUUGACAAAAUUCUAUAAAAAACAUUUUCAGCUUUCUAUUAAUCAAUGCUAAAGACAUCCACUUACUUUAUGGAUUAAAAGUAUUACUGUCCAAACAGUUACCUGAUAUUAUUAUUAUUAUUUUUUUUCUUCGGUUGUUGAUUUUUGUGAAAAUGCAAUAAAGUGGUAUUGUUAGAAAAUUAGUACAAUGAAAUCUACUCCUUUUAACAUUUUCUGAUUUGUUUAAUUUUUAUUUUUUUUUGUUUAUUUUUGUUUAUUCACAUUUUGCUUUCCAUGUGAAUGUUGAAUCUGUACAGUUUUGGAGCAUUUGGACCACAAGCCAGCUUAUUUUCUUCAUCGACAAAGGUUUAUUAUAUUAUUUCUGUGAGCCGUUUUCACAUGAUCUGUCUUGGUUAAAUUUAGAUGUUUCAUUGUGUAAUUAUGAAUCCUGGUAAGAAUCCAAUAUUGGUUUUUGAUAUGAUGUUUUUGAAA